Actinia tenebrosa (Australian red waratah sea anemone) is the source of this 2352-nucleotide messenger RNA. RefSeq names its product transmembrane protein 214-A. NCBI's taxonomy places the organism in Eukaryota, Metazoa, Cnidaria, Anthozoa, Actiniaria, Actiniidae. The record is from RefSeq and is a predicted model, not a curated record. Gene Ontology annotation, cellular component: Golgi apparatus; endoplasmic reticulum.
AAAAUGGCGACUCAGGUUGGUAAAUGGGAAGUUGUAGGAAAAGGAAACAAAAGACGUGCAAAUCACGACAAGAAAAAAGAAAAGCCCAAGAUCAAUGAUUCCCCAAAGAUUGACGUAGCAAGUCCUGUUCCGCAAGCCGAAACUAUCUACAAAGCAUUUGAGAAGCAUGAAAAGAAACUAAACAAGGACAACAACCUCUUUAAUCCCUACGAAAACAAGGCCGAAGAAAGGCAUGAAUCGGACAAAGGACAAGAUGUCAAAAAGCCUAUCAAGAAGAAACCAGUUGCUGCGAAACCACAGAAAAGUGACAGAGAACAGCUAGCAGAAGCUAUUAAGAAACUGGACAUCGUGCUGAUGAAGGAUAUUCUUGCCAAAGAUGAAGCUGCAUUCCCAAAUAACCCAUCGCUAUGGCUCAAGGACUUGGCAUCUUAUCUUCAUUUACAACUCCAAAAUGUUUCUCAAAAGGAUCUAGUUUUUGAGGAUAUGCCUUCAGACUAUCCUUUUUGCUUGUUGAAGGAUGACAUGAAAUCCUUCAUCAUAAAAAUACUGAAGAAUGUUCCAUCAACCACUCUUGAUUUGUUCUUCCAAUAUUGUAUGAAUGAAAUGGUGCAGGAAUUGAGCCGAGGCCAUUCAGCAUAUGGAAUGCAGCUUAUGAUUCAAUGUACAGUCAAAGUGUGUCCCAACAUUACUGUCACUAGACUUGAAGAGUAUGAAGAGAUGCUAAAUGGCAGGAAGAGUAGACCAAGAGAGGCGUUAGCCAUCAUGUGGGCUUUGGGACAGCUACCUGGAAAUGACCUGGCUCAAGGAUUAAAAGUGUGGACUACAAUCAUGAUGCCAAUGAUUUAUUCCAAGCAGCUUGCAAAGUUCUCAGUUAACUAUUUGGAGAAGCUAAUGCAGAAUGCAAGCACUGAACUUAAGGAAGGUCUGAUGACUUCUAAAGAUUUCUUCAAUGUCUUGGCACUGACCUUAGGCUCACGAUCUCCUCUGGUUAGCAAUCAUAACCUUAAAAGAAAAAUGCUAUCUCUCUACCCUAAGCUAAAGGCGAUCUCAUUCAGCAGUCAACCAAAGUCUAGUGGCCGAGUAUACUUCCCAUCUCUGCUGCGUUACCUCAAAUGCUCCAAUGAGAUAUCAAUGGAAUAUCUAACCGAGGUGCUUGACUGUUUAACGUUUUGUUUGGAGAAUGACCCCGAGUGUUUUAUCAUCUGGGUGGAGCUUUACCCAACAGCUCUAGUCGAGUCAAGUGUAUUGAUAUAUCAUGUAGUAGACACAUGGACAACAAGAUCCGCCAGGGUUCCCAAAGAAAAGUUUCGAAAAGCCAUCAAAACGUUCCAAGUGUUUCACAGUGAACAUGAAAAGGGAAAGCAACUGCCUGGUUUCGAAGACUGCGUUCAUGCUUGUGAGACUGCAGAGCAGAAAUUCAAGCAGAAGUCAUCGUGCUGUUCCAUCAAGGGUUUUUUAAAGUUAAUUCUAGUGAUUGUGCUUGGAGUGAUAGCAUUUGAUCUCUACAAGCACAAGGGUUACGAAGGAAGCAAAACGGCCUACUUUGCUAAACAGUACAAAAUCGAAGACGGAGCUUUACGAGUUUAUGGAAAUGUUAAAAAUGGCUUCAAUAAAGGAAACAGUUGGGUUCAGAAGAACUACCCAGCAUACUACAGUCAGUUUCGAGAGUAUAUGGACCCAGCAGCCGAGUAUGCCAAGGACAAGCUAGUAAUCGCUGGCAAUUACGUAGCAGAACAAACUAAACCAGCAAGGAAAUAUCUCAAUAAGAAAAUCCCCGAGAUAUUAGAAAAGUUUGAGGAAGAAGUGCCGAAAUAUUGGGCCAAAAUCCGCGGAUUCUUCAUCCAUUACUGGAACAUAUAUUGGCCUAUAGUCCACCAUUAUCUAGUCAUCUUACAAGAUCUAUUUCUCAAAUACGUUCCUCCAUUCGUCAAUAAAGUCUGCGAAAUGGCUUCAUCAUUAGGAAAUAGGAUUUACGACCUCGCACCAGAUUUCUUCUCGUCGGUAGCCGUCUCCUUAGACAACCUGUGGCAGUCAAUAGCCGAGAAAAUCCCCAAAGUAGUUGCAGUGGUUAAAGAAUACGCUGUCAUAGCUAUGAAUAUGAUGAUUAAUUUAGCCAAUCAUGCCAUAACAUGGAUUCAGAACUUAGCGAACAGUCCCGAGGCAGAGGAAGUCGUUACAAAGCAAGCCACGUCUAAAAGUGUCCCCAAGUAAGCAAUACCAAACAAGAUCCAAGAGAUUCGCAUCAAAAUGCUCACAUCUCAAGUCGUUUAUAUUAUUGACGCCACUUUUGAAACAAUAAAUAGAAAACUUUACAUCUGAUUGACAUGUUUACCAAUAAAUACUCAUCUCUGA